This is a messenger RNA of Brenthis ino (lesser marbled fritillary), 681 nucleotides long. The record is from the annotation of a GenBank genome assembly. Lineage: Eukaryota; Metazoa; Arthropoda; Insecta; Lepidoptera; Nymphalidae.
AUGACUGACUCGGCGUCGCUACCAUCACACACAAAUGUACGAGUAUCUGUACAAUGUACGUGCACUGAUAGAGCACUAGUUGCUAUGCGAGCGCCGCCCCACACCGCCCGCCCUCGCCCCCCGCCCUCGCCUCUCUCCUGCCCUCGCACCCCCACCCUCUCUGGCCCCGGGGUUACUGCAAAUACAAAUUUCAAUCAUACAAUAAAGAGACAACUUAUGUUUGCUGGAAAAAAUAUAUCCGACGAUAAGUUAAUAGUAAGCCCCUCCAGCUUUAUUUACAACCAUGAAUUUAGUCCUGAAGAUAACAAGGAAAUCCUUAGGAUGCCGCCAAGAUACUAUCCCCCAAGGGAGAGGCAAUUAAACCUCAAGGUGAUAGAUAUGAUAAGGCAGCAGAUAUACGCAACUCAGGAUAGGAUAAGGCGUUUGGACCCAGUGAUCGAGAAGUACAAAAACGAUCCCUCAUUUCGGAUGGCUUUCAUAUAUAACAGACUGCAUCAGUUGAUCAUUGAUAUGCGCCGCAUUUACACGCAGGCUUUACGAUGGCGCGAGCGGUCCAAGCGCGUCGUCGACCACAUAAUAUGGUAUAGUCACUGCUUCCGAAAGUACAUCGACGUAUUGUACAUAGUGGAGUACGUCAUAGCGGAGCAUACUAAAUACUCCAAGAUGUUUAUUGAAGGAAAA